UGUAGCCCGUGGGCGGCGUACAGCUGACAUGUAUGUAUUUACUUGUAUUUACCCAUUAUUCAUCCUUGUAGGUCUCCAUUUUAGUCACUGAUGUCUACAGUCAAGAACUAUGUCAGGGAGUGACGUGUCGCCAAGGACAAGAAUGUCGUCUGCUAGCGGAUCCAUGCACUGGUUCUCGGUGCACGCUGACGCCGACUUGUGUAGAUUACCGGCUACCAAUCAACGACUGCAGACACGGUAAACCCAUACUGAACCGUCAGAGAGAUGUGAUGGUGUGCGACAGGGACUCGGACUGUCCGACACAGGCUACAUGCAACACGGACACGAUGGACACGUCUGCAACCUGCUGCUGGACACCCGCUAACGCUAGAAGAACGAACACUGGUACGAAAACCAACACCGACCCAUGUUCAAAGCGAAACUGUCCAAGUGGUCAAGUUUGUAGACUGCAGCAAGUGUUUUGUAUUACCACUCCGUGUACGCCCCUGCCGAUGUGUAUUGACAGUAACAGCGUCCUAACGUCGUCCACGUCAUGCCCUGUUGGAGAACCAGUGUUAGACAUCAGACGACAACAACCAAUAUCAUGUAGCACCGAUGGCGACUGUCCAGACACUACCAGCUGCUACAGCGGUGUCUGUUGUUUGAAAACAGACGUACAGUCAGUCUCAGUCAUCAUUAAGUCAGGUAAAUGUCCUCCAGUCGGUCAAGGACAAGCAGGCAUCUGCGUAGAACAAUGUUCCAACGACGGUGCCUGUCUUGGAAACAUGAAAUGUUGCAGCAAUGGAUGUGGUCACACGUGUAUGGCACCAUUCUCGCCGCCAGUCAUAAAGGCUGACAUAAAGCCUGUCUCGAAACCAGGAACCUGUCCUCCAGUUAACCAAGGUCAGUUUGGCAUCUGCACAAAUGAGUGUUCUGGUGACGGUGCCUGUACUGGAAACAUGAAAUGUUGCAGCAAUGGAUGUGGCCACACGUGUAUGGCACCAUUGUCACCUCCAGUCAUAAAGCCUGACAUAAAGCCUGUCUCCAAGCCAGGGACCUGUCCUCCGGUCAGUCAAGGUCAGUUUGGGGCAUGCGUAGAACAAUGUUCCAACGACGGUGCCUGUACUGGAAACUUGAAAUGCUGCAGCAAUGGAUGUGGUCACACGUGUACAGCACCAUUCUCUAAUCCAGUCUCAAAGCCUGACAUAAAGCCUGUCUCCAAGGUAGGAACCUGUCCUCCAGUCAACCAAGGUCAGUUUGGGAUCUGUGUACAACAGUGUUCCGUUGAUAGCGCCUGCACUGGAAACAUGAAAUGCUGCAGCAAUGGCUGCGGUAACGUGUGCAUGGCACCAUACACGAAGCCUGUCACGAAACCAGGGACCUGCCCUCCAGUAAGCCAGGGUCAGUUUGGGAUCUGUGUAAAUCAGUGUUCUAACGAUGGUGCCUGCACUGGAAACAUGAAAUGCUGCAGCAAUGGAUGCGGUAACGUGUGCACGGCCCCGCACACUGCCACGUCGCAACGGCCUGGCUCCUGUCCAGCAGACUUCUACUGGCCGAGAAGCUUCUGUGGCUGGCUGGCACCUUUCUGCCAACAAGACUCCGACUGUGGAAAUGGGAUGAAGUGUUGCAGUACCAACACCUGUGGGAGGAAGGCAUGUCUGGUAGCAAGACGCACCGUUCUGUGUGAUGCCUUUUCAAGAUAUUUAGGAUUAUGUUAAUUAAUU
Messenger RNA from Gigantopelta aegis, 1703 nucleotides. RefSeq lists its product as uncharacterized. Gene Ontology annotation, biological process: innate immune response; antibacterial humoral response. The record is from RefSeq and is a predicted model, not a curated record. Bases 270 to 1697 code for a protein of 475 amino acids. The transcript has 7 exons. Gene Ontology annotation, cellular component: extracellular region. NCBI's taxonomy places the organism in Eukaryota, Metazoa, Mollusca, Gastropoda, Neomphalida, Peltospiridae. Gene Ontology annotation, molecular function: peptidase inhibitor activity.